Molecule: messenger RNA, 2471 nt
Organism: Dothidotthia symphoricarpi CBS 119687
Lineage: Eukaryota; Fungi; Ascomycota; Dothideomycetes; Pleosporales; Dothidotthiaceae
Exons: 3
Coding region: 159-2315 (718 amino acids)
Biological process (GO): proteolysis
Molecular function (GO): serine-type endopeptidase activity
Source: RefSeq, a predicted model, not a curated record
GUUGUGCAGCAACUAGGAUUGCAUGGAGCCAGGUACGUGUGCGACAAGCACGGUGGGGGCAGGAUGCGCUGCAAUACAAAUAAGCUUGCUGCCGUUCCUGGAGCUCUCGUUCGUUACCGACCCAAUUCAAUUGAGCUCUCACGAAGCUGGUCGCAACAAUGGCACGUUACUUGAAGUUUGCUGCUGCGUUCGCCGCUACAGGCGCCGUUGCCAUGACUCCAAAGCAAUUGAUUAGCAACCCUCGACGCAGUGCGGCUGAUCCCAGUCCUGAUGGAUCGGUAGCAUUGCUCUCCGUGUCGGAGUAUUCCUUCGAGGAGGGAUCGGGGUCUUCGAGCAUGCAGCUCAUUGACCUCAAGACCGGCGAGUUCAAGGACGCUGGCUUGAACGUGAGCGAGAUCAACGAAAUCCAUUGGCUGCCUGGCUCCGAGACGGGUAUCAUCUACAUCAAUGGCACCAACGAGGAGACGCCUGGUGGUGUCACCAUCUGGAUUGGCGACAUCAAUGACCCAUCCGCAAGCAAACUGGCUGCUUCGCUCGACGCGCCAUACAACGGAUUGAAGGUCGCCGCCACUGCUUCUGGAGACCUUCAUUUCAUGGUCAAUGCGAAAGCCUACCCGAACGGCACCGCAAUCAAUCCCGAAACCGUAGUGGCCCCCAAGCAUAGUGGCCGUCUUUACUCGGAUAUCUACGUUCGUCACUGGGAUACCUGGCUAGACAACAACCGCUGGAACGUCUUCGCAGGAGCGCUGUCUGCGAACAGCAGCUACGCCCUAGCUGCUGGAGGCAUGCGUAACCUUAACGUCGGAGUCAACUGGACCACCACCAGGUCUGAGACCCCCGUGCAGCCGUUCGGCGAUUCUGGCGACUACGCUAUUAGCCCUGACGGCACAAAGUAUGCCUUCCUCAGCAAGGCCCCGCAGCUAAACAAGGCCAACUUCACCGCUAGCUACAUCUAUGUUGGUGCGCUCAGCAGCCCCGAGCUUCCUUAUGCUAUCAAUGGUCCCGGUUCUGAGGCCUCCGAAGCUGGACAUCAGGGCGCGUCUGGACUGCCGUCUUUCUCCCCUGACAGCUGCAAGCUCGCAUACGUGCAGCAGGAUGAGGACUAUUACGAGUCGGAUAGGUGGCAGCUGUACACGGUCGACAUCAGCGCCGAUGCUACCACCAGCAACCUCACCCCCCUCACUGCUGGCUGGGACCGCUGGGUUCAAGGACCGCUGACCUGGUCUGACGAUGGCGAGUCCAUUUAUGUUACUGCAGAAGACCGGGCACGUGUAAAGAUUUACGAGGUUCCCUUGUCCGCUGAUGCGACUUUCCAGCCAGCCAACCUGACGGGCAACACAUCUGUCUCUGCCUUCUCCCUUCUCGCUGAUGGCUCGAUCCUCGUAACAGCUUCUGCAAUCUGGACGCCUACCGAGUACUACAUCCUUGCCAACGGUACCAAGAACUCGCUCUUCUCUGCUAAUCUUGUCGAUGAGAACCUCGCUGGUCUCGGCCCGCACACCGUCUCGGAGAUCUUCUUCAAUGCCUCAGACCCCAACUACCACGAUCUGAUCCAAGCUUACGUUGUUAAGCCCACCAACUUCGUUGAGAACAAGACAUACCCUCUGGCCUUCUUGGUACACGGAGGUCCACAAGGCUCAUGGGCCAACUCAUGGUCGAACCGCUGGAACCCCCAGGUCUGGGCUGAUCAGGGCUACGUCGUCGUUGCUCCCAACCCAACCGGUUCAACUGGCUUUGGUCAGUACCUCACCAACGCCAUCCAGGGCAACUGGGGCAGCUACCCAUACUACGAUCUUGUGAAUGCGUGGACCUAUGUUGACGAGAACCUAUCGUUCGUCACCACCGACGACGGUAUCUGUGCCGGCGCGUCCUACGGUGGAUACAUGACGAACUGGAUCCAGUCCAAUGACCUCGGCGACAAGUUCAGGGCCCUUGUCACGCACGACGGUAUCUCCAACACCGAAGCUGCAUGGACAUCCGAGGAACUGUGGUUCAUCCGCCACGACUACAACGGCACGAUCUGGGAGUCGGACGCGUACAAGGAGUGGAACCCAAUGAACCAUAUUGCCAACUGGAGCACGCCGCACUUCGUCAUCCACAAUUCGCUCGACUACCGUCUCCCCGAGAGCGACGGAAUUGGUCUAUUCAAUAUCCUCCAGGGUCUCGGCGUACCCAGCCGUUUCCUCUCGUUCCCUGAUGAGAACCAUUGGGUCCUAAACAGAGAGAACAGUUUGUUCUGGCACCAGGAGAUCUUCAACUGGAUCAACCAUUACUCCAAGGGUACGCCGUUGGAUAGUGAGGCGUGGGGCAACUGAGCACCGCGAUCCCGUUGUAUGAUACGGUGCAGGCGAGGGCUGAUGCAAGGUGUUGGCACUCCGUAAAUGUCGCAUGACGUUCAGUGUCACCAAUGUAGAAAGCUGCAUGUCGAUGGCACGCCUGACAUUUAAUGAUAAUGAAACCAUCUCAGAUGA